Molecule: messenger RNA, 2048 nt
Organism: Macadamia integrifolia
Lineage: Eukaryota; Viridiplantae; Streptophyta; Magnoliopsida; Proteales; Proteaceae
Product: haloacid dehalogenase-like hydrolase domain-containing protein At2g33255
Exons: 5
Coding region: 938-1693 (251 amino acids)
Source: RefSeq, a predicted model, not a curated record
CUGGCUUAGAUCCUGGUAGGAGCACCAGUGUAGAGUGCUCUUCCUCUUAAUUUCCAUUUACUCUCUAAUAAAAAGGCUCUUGCGGCGGAUUUCUAUGAAGCUAUGGACAAUUACUUACACAAGAUCAUAGGCCAUGGAAACAUUUACAUGAUUGGCGAUUCAACACAAAUUUUAAUUCACAGAGACUUUCGUAUCUACCAUUCAUCUCGUUGAUUACUAAUAAAAAUAAUAAGAGCUGUGGUAUUGGCAUUAGCAUUCACAAUCUAUCCCCAGCCAACUGGCUCCAUCCUCCACGGAUUGAACAUAGACCAGACAUCGCAUAGAUUCAAAUUCCUAUUUUGCAAUUGAUUGUGGCUGUUUCUCUUCACUUUUCAAGUCUCCCUACCGCCAUGAUUCAUUAGAUGGUCCAAAUAUCUUAUCACUGCUACUAUCACUCCGACAACCAACACAACCUUUAAGGCCAUUGUGAUCAUUUACCGCUGCUGGUGGAACUUGUAAAAGGGAUUCUUUUUCAAAAACCUAAAAUUUCAGCCGACUAUGUUUUGCAUCUCCCAUCGGAUUUUGUUUGAAUGCCUGAAGUUUGCAGAGAGAGAGAGAGGGAGAGAGAGAGAGAGAGAGCAACACAGCCAGGAGAGGAGGAAGGAAGAAGAGGGGAAAAUUUUCAAAAACCUAAAAGUUCAGCCGACUAUGCCCAUCAGAUCAUAACACGUGUCAAAAUCAACGUGUCAUGAUCCGAAGCCGUCUCCGCCAACUCUCAGCCAUAUUCCUCUCCAUGGAGGAGCUUGAUCCACAACUACCCACACCCUUAUGCAGCAAAAAAGGAACAAGAAAAGAUGAUAGAUCAGCUAAGAAGCGAUCAAGAUCCAAGACGGAUUAGAGACCAGCAACACCGUUGGACAGCAGCACAGCCUCUUCCUUGGGCUGUAGUCAAUCAUACAUGCCACUGCUUCUGUCAAGGGCCUUCUGCUUCUUCCACUCUCGGUCUCGAUCGUCCAUGGCACACCUUAGUACCAGCAGUACCAUUGUCAAACAGAAGGUGAGGAGGUUGAAGGGUGUGGUGUUCGACAUGGACGGAACCCUGACUGUUCCUGUGAUUGAUUUCCCAGCAAUGUAUAAAUCCGUGCUGGGCGAGCAAGAGUACGCUUCCAUCAGAGCCCAGAAUCCUUCUGGCAUCGAUAUUUUACACCACAUUGAGAGUUGGAGCCCCGAUAAGCAACAGAAAGCUUAUGAUAUCAUCGCCGAUUUCGAACGUCAAGGACUUGAGCGUCUCCAGAUUAUGCCCGGUGCGGCAGAACUAUGUGGUUUUCUUGAUUCAAAGAAAAUUAGAAGGGGUUUAAUAACUCGCAAUGUCAAGGCUGCAGUUGAUUUGUUUCACCAACGCUUUGGGAUGACAUUCUCUCCAGCACUCAGCAGGGAGUUCCGCCCUUACAAACCUGACCCAGCUCCAUUGUUAUAUAUGUGUGGAACUUGGGAUGUUCAUCCUACUGAAGUUAUAAUGGUUGGAGAUUGCCUUCAAGAUGAUGUAGCUUGUGGAAAGCGAGCUGGAGCCCAUACAUGCUUGCUUGACGAAACAGGGAGAUACAACUCUCCUGAAUUUGAUUCUGUUGAUUUCAAACCGGACUUUAAGGUAUCUUCACUUACUGAAGUUUGUUCGCUGCUGGAAGAAAAUUUCGAUUUGAUACCAGAAUCCUAAAUUUUUUGAGGUCAGUAAAGGUAACUAGUGAUCUGAGUUUUUUGUAGUCAAGGGGAUUCACAUAUUAUCAUAGUUCGGUUUAAACCUGAUUGCCAAUCUUGGAAACUUCUGAGUCUUCAGGCCAAACAUCUCAUUGCAAUGGGACCAAGGUCAAUGGAAAUUGCAAGCAACCUUCCAAAAGGUGGUGUAUCUUAGCUUUUAAAUGGGUCAUUCCCUUCCCGAGUAGCCCUUGCUUCUUGUUAUUGUUGUUCGUUGCCAUGACUUCUAUCCUAUUUUCUCAUAUUAACAGGAGAAAAAUCUUGAUUGUUAUUAAUCAAAUAACCAUAUAGUGUAUUUUCUUGAUCCUUACAUUGCA